GUUCUUCGCUGGCGUUCAAUGAGAUUAGAGUCGUUGGGAAAAUAUUCUUGUGAAGAUAUUUAAUUUCAAAAGUUUAGAGUUUAUUUAUAGAUUUGAAUCGAUACUAAGCUCAAUGAAUCACUUUUAAAGCUCUAUUCGAAAUGCUUACAAUUUACAAGUGAAAACUGUUUGAAACUUUAGCAUAGUGGCUUCCCAAAUUAGUAAUGAAAAUUCUCCCAUCGGAGAUCAAUUCUUCGGCAUUGAUCUCAAUCAAACUCUCCAUGGCAACAACACAGACCUAAACCAAUUGUUGUGUCUACAUGAACAUCUGGAUGCUUUGACAAAUUUUUCCGGUUGUCUUCCGACCUAUGACAAAAUUCUUUGCUGGCCACCUACAAAGUUCAACUCAUUGGCAAUUCAACCCUGCUUCAGAGAGUGGAAUGGCGUUCUCUAUGACAGUCUAGAAGAGAAUGCAACAAAGUUUUGUCGAGAAGAUGGAACUUGGGAUAAAUCGUAUUACGAUCUUUGCAUCAACACGUCAUCGACCUCAUCGAUAGCAUUUGACGUUGAAUACAACACGUUUUUUUACUGUAUCGGUUACUCGAUUAGUAUCGUUGCUUUGUCGUUAGCUGUGAUAAUUUUCCUUCAUUUCAAAGAGCUUCGCUGUUUGCGUAACACAAUUCAUUGUAAUCUUUUUUUCACGUACAUCUUUUCUGCUUUGUUAUGGUUGAUGACACUAUCAUUUCAAAUGUCCUCGUCAGCGGGUCUUAUCGAGUGCAUGGUGCUCCUGACGCUUCUACAUUUCUUUAAUUUAACAAAUUUCUUCUGGAUGAUGGUCGAAGGAUUGUAUCUCUACCUUCUGGUUGUGGAAACGUUCUCACGUAUUGAAGUAAUCAAUAAGUUUGUAAUUUAUGCUGUCAUAGGCUACGGUGUUCCAGCGAUUUGUGCUUUGAGUUGGUCUACAGUGAAAAUUAUUGUGUCGGAACGAGAAGGGUUGCACGAAGCUUCACAUCAAUUUCAGUAUGGAUGUCCGUACAUGCAGGAAUCGAGCGUUGAUUGGAUAUUUAAAGGGCCGGCGUGUUUAGUUUUAAUUAUAAAUUUGAUUUUCUUGUUUAGUAUAAUGUGGGUGCUCAUCACAAAGCUGAGGUCAGCAAAUACAGCUGAAACGAAGCAAUAUAGGAAAGCUUCAAAAGCUCUUUUAGUACUUAUUCCACUCUUUGGUUUGACUUAUUUGAUUGUCUUAUAUGGACCGAAUGAAGGGAUGGGAAAGAAAAUCUUCGACAUUGCUCGAGCUAUUCUAUUAAGCACACAGGGGUUUUCCGUCGCACUUUUCUACUGUUUCCUCAACUCUGAAGUGAGGAAAGCUAUCAAGAAUCGUAUAAAUCGUUGGCGCGAUGCCAGAAACAUAAGAUGCUCACAAAUCCGUCAAAGUCAUAUCGGCAGAAGUAGGUUCACAAAGAAUGGGAAAAGAUCACAAUCAAGAGCUGAGAGUUUAAGACCGCUCACGUGUAACAUCCAGAAGCGAGAAUCGAACGUUACGACCACCACAAUUCUUACUGAACUCUCAUCAAAUUACGCAUCCUACCCUGGACCAAAUGGUGCUUUCCAAAUGGCAACGAAUCCUAGAGCGGUUAGUCCUAUGAUGAAGGGUCUCGAUGAGAACUCUGUGUAAAAAUUAAAUAAGAAGAGAGGAAAUCGUAAAAAAUGUGUCAAAGCAUCAACCAAAGCGUAAUGAAAUGACAUUCGAAUGUUUAAGGAGAAUUUUCUCAUUUCUGUUUUAAAGAUUUGUAUUUUUCGAUGAUUUAAGAUGUUUAAUGAAUAUGAAGAAUUGAUGUAUAAGACUCUGAUAGAUAUUUAUGAAUAAUACGAAACAUUUUAAUAAAAGUCAUUUUGAAAGUUUAACUUUAAGAGAUUUGAGGGCUUUUGACAUCUUAUAAGAAGAGAGCUUAAAGAUAUUUUACUGAAACUUUUAAAGGGACUGUUGAAGAUAUCCAUAAUGUAAUAUUUUUUUGUGUCAUCAAGUUUCCAUGAUUCUAAUAUUAAAUAAAUAUUUUCUUAAAAAUUUAUUUCAUCAAAAGAUUUUAUUUUUCCUUUGAAAAACUUCAUAAAAUAAACUCAAACAUUUUUAAAUUGGAUUUAAUAUGUCAAAAGCCCAACAAAAAUAAUGUUUCUAUCAAUGUUAAUGUAUCUUAAUGUUUAAAAUUUAUAUGUAAAGAAGAAGAAAAUAUUAAAAGCUUUUAAUAAAUGGAAAAGAAG
This is a messenger RNA of Clunio marinus, 2235 nucleotides long. The record is from the annotation of a GenBank genome assembly. NCBI's taxonomy places the organism in Eukaryota, Metazoa, Arthropoda, Insecta, Diptera, Chironomidae.